GCAUUGUUUGGCCGAGAGCCAGUGUUUGGCCACACAUCGCGUCUCGACUGUUUCCGUCAGCCAGGCUUCUAGUACUCCUACUAUAGCGUAUCCACGCACCACCUACGCGAUUACCAGAAUCCUGUCAGAGCUGAGUCCCAAUAAGAGGAAGAGAGAGGAUCCUUCCUCUGAGACAGGAACGAAGAGGUUGAAGCUGGAUCAUGAAGACCUCGGAGAAAAAGCGUCGAAAUUGAGCUCAGUUGAGGGCCGCGCGGUUUUAUCAAAACGUCAAGGAUUACGAGGCAUUCUAACUAGAAAUCAGAGUUAUGAACAAGUCGAGUUAAGAAUGAUACAACGGAAGACAAAGAUGAGAGGGACCUGUCCACAAGAGGCUAGGCCUCUUCAUGGCGAACGCAUCAUUUCGCCACCGUAUCAAGCGUCCCUCCUGCAUCUUUACGACGAUGCCAUGUUGAAAACCGGAACAAGCCAGAGGGGAUACCUUUCGUGUAUCCAGGAAGCGCUUACCAUAUUACAAGGUCAAGAAGACGUAAGAGUGGAGGAGACUGGGAAGGAAUGGGCAGAGGAGCAACCUACCACCUGGUGCCUGCCAUCAUUCCCCCCAAUACAGAUACAAUGCGUCGCAAGAAAACAUUAUAGAUAA
Molecule: messenger RNA, 640 nt
Organism: Acaulospora colombiana
Lineage: Eukaryota; Fungi; Glomeromycota; Glomeromycetes; Diversisporales; Acaulosporaceae
Source: the annotation of a GenBank genome assembly